Messenger RNA from Orbilia oligospora ATCC 24927, 1008 nucleotides. RefSeq lists its product as uncharacterized. The record is from RefSeq and is a predicted model, not a curated record. The transcript is spliced from 3 exons. Bases 1 to 1008 code for a protein of 335 amino acids. Lineage: Eukaryota; Fungi; Ascomycota; Orbiliomycetes; Orbiliales; Orbiliaceae.
AUGAAGUUUCUUCAGGUUCUCGCUUUUGCCGCAUCGGCUAGUGCAGCCGUUGUCUUCCCAAGGGCCGAUGAUGCUUGUAACAAGGAUAACUGCUUGAAUGCUGUUAUUAAGAAUGACCCGGCCGUUACUUCCAUGCGUUUCGCAGCAUGCGAAUCUUAUGUUGCAUCUCAAACGAUCACAUCGCUUGUCUAUGUAACCACCUCACACACGGACACAAUCACUAUCACAGCAUCGACAACUCUACCCAAUGUGCUCAAACGUGACGUUCCAAUUCCUACCUGGGCAGCCAACUGCCAGAGCAAAAACGGAGUUCCAGCUGAAAUCCGCUUUUCUAGCGCAUGUUCAUGCUACUUCAAAAGCUUUUCGAGGGCCCCGGUGACAAUGCCGACGACCAUUCAGACCGUUAGUGCUGUUUCGUCGUUCGCUACGACCAUUACUACCGUAGAAACACACUUCACCCCUACUCCUACUAAGGUGUACAUCAAAGCUACAGACGUCGGCCGCUCCGAAAUGGUAGAAGAAGAGCCUGUGUUUACGCCGAGUGAGGAGUGGGAAGGGGCCUACCUAAAAUUGAAUACGGAUGGGGCCUUUCCCAUCUUCGGUCUUACCAAGGUUGUGGGCGAGGCUACUACCUUUUAUGUUAGACAGAAGACGUAUUUCGAAUAUACAGUCAGACGUAUCUACUUGGAUGCCAAUGCCCAAACCCAUCAAUUCAGUAUUGGUGCUCCGAACGAGGAAGAGGAAGACUCAUUCUUUGGGCCUCUGGUAGCUCCCACAAAACCAUAUGCUCAGGGCGUAAGGCCUAUGGCAUUGGGUACCCCCCAGGGAGGUGACCCUGAGUGGGUCGAAGAUGUAGUAUAUGGGGAGCCCGCUCGGUUUUUCUUCUUUGAAGAGGAUAUCGUGGGAGGAAUGCUUUUCGGCAAUCAGGGUGAAGGGUUCCCUGAUGGGGGUCCCUUACCUUAUCAGCUCAAUCUUGCCGUAGAAGUAAUCACACCACCGGCACCUUAG